UCCUCCUAUGCAAUUUAAAGGUCAAUCCGUUAGCUUAAAUUGACUUGCCUAGCAUAAGAUGAGUUAGUUGAGAGAAGAAAACAAGGUUAUAAACAUAGUGAGUUUUUAUUUUCAUUGUGGGGUGCUACUAGGAGCUGUAUAGAUAGAGACCUUUGCUUACUACUACCUCAUUCCUUCUUCCUUCCUUCCUUCCUUCCCUCCCUUCAUUCAUUCAUUCAUUCUCCCUUAUCUCCUCAGCCAUAUUUUCCCUUCAUCUUUGUGAACCUUAGAGAACAGAAACAAUUAGAAAGGACUAUUGGAUGGGGAAUUGCCAAGCUGUGGAUGCUGCAGUUCUUGUGAUCCAACACCCUUGUGGGAAGAUUGAUAGGUUAUAUUGGCCAGUAACUGCAAGUGAGAUUAUGAGGAGUAACCCAGGUCACUAUGUUUCUUUGAUAAUACCAUUGCCAGUUCCUCCACCACCACACAGACAAGAACAGAAUAAUAGUAAUAAUAAUAAUAAUAAUAAUCAUAAUAGUAAUAAUCAGGAGCAGCAGCAGCACCACAAGACUGUGAGGUUUACACGUGUUAAGCUUCUAAGGCCUAAUGAGACUCUCAAUCUUGGCCAUGCCUACAGGCUCAUCACUACUCAAGAGGUUAUGAAGGUCUUGAAAGCAAAGAAGAAUCCUAAGAGCAGAAAGCAACAGGUUGAGGCAGUUGAGAAGAAGCUGGAAGAAAAGAAGAUUUCAGCUACUGAAACAGGAGGGGAGUCUGAGACAGGAAAUACAUAUCAGGCAAUGAGAGCAGAGAGACAUAGGCCUCGGACGGCGGCAUCGGUAAAUCCAGCAGCACUAAGGUCAAAAUCAUGGCGCCCCUCUUUACAAAGCAUCUCAGAAUCCGCAAGUUGAUUGGGGUUCUGUUGUGACAUGCAUAAUGUUUCACAGAAUAGAACAUAAUUCAACUGCCUCUUUGAUCUUGCAAGUUUUCCAUUUGGAUGAUUCAUAGUAAAUGAGCAUGGAAAUUCAACCAAGACUUGAAGCAGGAUUUCUAUUGCAUCACCAAUCACACCCUAAGGCCUCAAUGGCAAAGGCAUGUUUCAGUGAUAGCGUAUUUGUAUAGCACUGAGAAGAGAAGCAAGGGAAAAGGGAAAAAAAUUUGAAAAAGUAAAGAAAAGAAAAAGGAGCAAUGAUGUAUAAAUCUAUUAGAAGUGAGUAAAAGAAAAGAAAAAGGAGCAAUGAUGUAUAAAUCUAUUAGAAGUGAGUUUUGUUAUUGAUAUAGUUACAGCAUCCAGUCA
Molecule: messenger RNA, 1270 nt
Organism: Arachis duranensis
Lineage: Eukaryota; Viridiplantae; Streptophyta; Magnoliopsida; Fabales; Fabaceae
Exons: 3
Coding region: 300-884 (194 amino acids)
Source: RefSeq, a predicted model, not a curated record